Messenger RNA from Camellia sinensis, 1068 nucleotides. The record is from RefSeq and is a predicted model, not a curated record. NCBI's taxonomy places the organism in Eukaryota, Viridiplantae, Streptophyta, Magnoliopsida, Ericales, Theaceae.
AUGCUUCUUGUAAAUGCACCCUCUCUGAAUUGCUUUCUAAUUGAUUAUUUGGUUGAAAAACCUCAGAUAAGAUUUAGAAACAUUAAAGAGGGGGGUGAUGGCAAACGUAAUAAGCAACCUGACCCACCAGCAGAUUCAAAGGUUCUACCUUCCCCCACGGUUGGCAAGUCAAUAAGUGAGGUUGCCGAUGAGGCAGAUGGUGGCAGUGAUGAUGACGACGACAAUGGUGGAGGAGAAGAGAUAGUCAGAGAGCUUAGGGAGAUUAAAAGACAGAAUUUUAUCACUCAUUGCCUCCUUUCAGCCAUGAUUGUCCUUACCGUAGCGUGGCAGCUAUCCAAGAUUCCCAAAUAUAGUGUUAAAUCCUUUGGUAGUAUGCUCACAGGAAUGCUCAAAGGGCCUGUUGUAAAUGAUCAAAAUGGAGAGAAAAAGUCCUCUUCAAAGCAACAGCAGGUUGAUGGCCCUUCUCUCCCUCCCCUCAGAAUUGCAGAGCUGCCCCAUUUGGGCAGUAAUAAGGACUGAGGAUAUUCUAGGGUUUUUAUGUUUGAAACAAAUGCCAAGUGUGUAGUAGGUUCAUGGCAAAGUCUAGUAUGCACCCAACCAAUUUUACUGUAUCAACAGCACCCUGGAGAAACAUAAACUAUUAACAAGGACAAGCAUAAAGAAGCACGUGAUGCGAAAACAACUCUGAAUUUAUUAAAUUGGACAAAAUCACACUCCAAAAUACAAUACAUGAUAUAGAGGGGUGCUCACACUUGUACAUUUCCCCAUGCAUUUCUCUAAAUACAAGUAAUGAACAUAAUCUCCAAGUAUCAAUCCAAUCAUGAACAAAAAAAUAAAGAAAAAAAACUCUUCCAUCAAUUCAUCCUAUGGGAGUGAGUAAUGGAUAUAUCGAUCUACUUAAAUUGACCGAACUGAAUCAAAUCGAUUAGUCGCAUUUUGAACAGGUGUGUGAUAAUGAACGGAUGGUUCUGGAUUAAUUUUUUUUUAAUCCGCCUAGUUUUGAACGGAUGACGGAUUUGAGGUUGCUUUGACCGCAACCGAACCGCCAAACCACGAGCACCCCUAAUA